AAGGGCCAGAAUGAGUGAGACUGUCAGCUGAAAAAGGGCAAUAACUGAUCCAGGCCUGCGUUUUGGGACUUUUGCAACAUGGGGGAUGGAGAGAAGUCCAAAAUUGAGCAAUCGCACUUGCUGUUUGAUAACUUCAUCCAGGCCACAACCUGCAAAGGCACAUUCAAAGGUUUUCAGGAGCUCUGUGAGAUUCUGGCCAUCACCAAUAUCGACUUCCCCAACUUUUACCCCAAGCUGAAAUCCAAACUCAACUACUGGAAAGCAAAAGCACUUUUUUCAAAACUGGACAAACGAGGAAGUCACAAGGAUUACAAGAAGAACACAGCCUGUGCUAAUACAAAGUGUCUCGUGAUCGGGGCUGGUCCUUGUGGCCUGCGUACGGCCAUUGAGCUAGCGUUCCUCGGAGCCAAAACCAUCAUCGUAGAGAAACGGGACACCUUCUCUAGAAACAAUGUCUUACACUUGUGGCCGUACACUAUUCAGGAUCUGCGCAACCUGGGAGCAAAGAAAAUCUAUGGGAAGUUCUGUGCAGGAGCUAUUGAUCAUAUCAGUAUCCGACAGCUGCAGCUUGUCCUGCUGAAGAUUGCCUUGAUCUUGGGCAUUGAGAUCCAUCUGAAUGUGGAGUUCCGUGGUCUGCUCCCUCCCAGAGGCCAGAAAAAUCCAAAUGCCGGCUGGAGAGCAGAGAUAAACCCUCCAACCAGCAAAGUAACGCAGUUUGAGUUUGAUGCUGUGAUUGGUGCUGAUGGCCGAAGGAACACUCUGGAAGGGUUUCGGAGGAAGGAGUUCCGGGGGAAACUGGCGAUUGCCAUCACUGCCAACUUCAUAAACCGGCACACACGGGAGGAGGCCCAGGCCCAGGAGAUCAGUGGCGUUGCCUUCAUCUUCAACCAGAAGUUUUUUCAGGACCUGCGGGAAGCCACAGGUGUAGAUUUAGAAAAUAUUGUUUACUACAAGGAUGACACGCAUUAUUUUGUGAUGACUGCCAAGAAGCAGAGCCUUUUGGAGAAGGGAGUGAUUCUACAGGAUUUCUCCGACACUGAGAAGCUGCUUUCCCGGAGUAACAUGAAUCAAGAAGCACUCCUAAACUAUGUGAAGGAGGCAGCCAACUUCUCCACCAAUCAUCAGCUGCCACACCUAGACUUUGCCAUGAACCAUUAUGGGCAGCCUGACGUGGCCAUGUUUGAUUUCACCUGUAUGUACGCCUCAGAGAAUGCCUCAUUGAUACGCGAGGAGGGUGGCAAGAGGCUGCUGGUCGCCCUAGUUGGAGACAGCUUGUUAGAGCCUUUUUGGCCAAUGGGAACUGGGAUAGCACGUGGAUUUCUCGCUGCGUUUGAUACUGCCUGGAUGGUGAGGAAUUGGGCACAAGGUGCGGCUCCCCUGAAAGUGCUGGCAGAGAGGGAAAGUAUUUACAGGUUAUUGCCCCAGACCACACCGUCGAACAUCAGCAAGAACUACAACCUCUACAGUAUUGACCCUGUCACUCGCUAUCCCAAAGUCAACAUCCACGUCCUGGAUGAAAAUCAGGUGCGGCACUUGUAUAACACCGGAGAGCAAAAGAACCUGCCAGGAUCAGAAACUGCGGCUAUUCCAAGAUCACCAAAGUUUAAACAAACCGAUUCUUUGGCCCGAUCGCAUAAGCUACUCGCUUGGUGCCAGAAGCAGACCCAGGGAUAUAAGAAUGUCAAUGUGGUUGACCUGACUACGUCAUGGAAGAGUGGCCUGGCACUUUCCGCUAUCAUUCACCGUUACCGGCCGGAUCUGAUAGACUUUGAUCAGCUGAACGAGAAGGAUGUGGAGAGCAAUAAUCAGAUGGCAUUUGACAUUGCUGAGCGGGAGUUUGGAAUUUCCCCCAUAAUGACAGGAAAAGAGAUGGCAGCAGUGGGUGAACCAGACAAACUGAGCAUGGUGAUGUACCUAUCACAAUUCUAUGAGAUGCUCAAGGACACGGCUCCAGAGGAAUAUCUACUCAGUUUUCAUGAUAAGUCAAACAUUGUGAGUGCUACCAAGUCGCCGAUCUCCUUCCUCAGCAGACUGGGACAGACGAUCACUCGCAAGAGGGGGCCGAAGGUAAGCAGCUUGGGGUGCCUGAGAUUACACAGAGUGGAGCUGGGUCCACUUGAUGAGUGAUGGCAACUAUUUGAGUUUUGUUGCGAUCAAAACGAAACAAGAGACAAUUUAUUCAACCAGGAGAUAAUGGUCAAUAAAGACUGACCUUUAUUUUCUCUCAAAGUCUCAUUGUGCAAUUGUUGUGGAUGACAUCAGAAUAAGGAGGAGAUGAAGCUGUU
Messenger RNA from Chiloscyllium plagiosum (whitespotted bambooshark), 2285 nucleotides. The record is from RefSeq and is a predicted model, not a curated record. Lineage: Eukaryota; Metazoa; Chordata; Chondrichthyes; Orectolobiformes; Hemiscylliidae.